Aspergillus lentulus is the source of this 1518-nucleotide messenger RNA. RefSeq names its product putative feruloyl esterase. The record is from RefSeq and is a predicted model, not a curated record. NCBI's taxonomy places the organism in Eukaryota, Fungi, Ascomycota, Eurotiomycetes, Eurotiales, Aspergillaceae.
AUGAACCAUAUCGGCCCGGCCAUAGAGUGCUCCCCAUCCGCGAUUGCCACACCAGCAGUAUACGGUGCCCAAGUCCUUUCCCUCGAGGCGUCAUGGGUCAACAACUUCACCCUCGAUGUGCCUGUUGAUUUCAACUACAACCAUGGUGCUCAGUCGGUGCAAAAUGUGGACUUCUGCAACGUGACAGUGACCUACACUCACCCAGGAUAUGACGACCGUAUUACCGUCGAGACUUGGCUGCCACGCAACUGGAACCAACGCCUGCAAGCCACCGGAGGAGGUGGCUGGCGUGCAGGCCGGUUCGUCCUCUCCCAGUUCUUUAUGGGCGGCGCCAUCGGAGAGGGCUAUGCGACCACAACCACAGACGCAGGUCUCGGGGAUACCAUGCCAGACACAUGGGCUCUGAAGAGCCUCGGGAAUGUCAACCUGGAAUACCUCCAUAAUCUAGGCUACAGAUCCCUCAACGACGAGGCCAUUAUUGCCAAAGACUUGAUCCGCAGCUUCUACGGCGUCCCUCCGGCGUACUCCUACUGGAGUGGCUGCUCGCACGGCGGACGCCAAGGUCUCAUGCUUGCGCAGCGAUAUCCGCAGGCCUAUGAUGGAAUUGCGGCCUCUGCACCGGCGCAGUCGUGGCCCGAGUUUGUGACUGCGGUUUACUACCCGCUCCUUGCUCCGCUCUGGGCCGGGGAGCAGUCUCCCAUGGGCUGUGAAUUGGAGUUCCUGACUGAGGAGGCCGUCAAACUCUGCGAUCCCAAAGACGGGAUUGUGGAUGGUAUCAUCUCGGACCCGGACAACUGUGACUUUGACCCAUUCAGCGCGGUGAAUAAGACUUUCUCCUGCAGUGCUACUGGAAAAGCCAUGCAGCUUAGCAGAGCAGCAGCUGUCACCGCAAAAGCGGCUUGGUCAGGGCCUAGAACUGUCGCCGGGGAUUUCCUGUGGUAUGGCGUGAACCCAGGUUCGGACAUCUCUAGUUUGGGAGUUGCGCCAGGCCAAAAUAUCACAGCUACCCCGGACGAGUGGCUCAGCUUGUUUGUGCUCAAGAACCAGAGCUUCGACGUCACCCGGUUGAGUCAUGAGGAAUAUGACAGGCUUUUCCGUCUCGCUGUCAAGGAAUACACUGAUGUUAUGGCUGCUAAUGACCCGGAUCUUAACGCGUUCAAGAAAGCCGGAGGAAAGCUCCUCACAUACCAUGGCAUGGCCGAUCAAAGCAUUCCAACAAAGGGCACAGAGCAUUAUUAUCGCGCAGUUAGCCGGUUGAUCCCUGACGUACAAGACUUCUACCGGUACUUUGAGUCUCCGGGUCUGGCCCAUUGUGCUGGUGGCAGGGGCGGGCAGCCAACGACUGCGUUUGACGCCUUGAGGAAAUGGGUGGAAAAUGGCACUGCCCCCGAGUUUCUCCCAGUGCGCGUCAAUGGGACGAAUGGAGCGCACGACCGGAUUCUGUGCCCUUAUCCAGCCAAAGAGAUCCAGCAAGGUGGAAAUGCCUCCGACGUUGGAAGUUUCCGUUGUGUCCAUUGA